AUGCCUGUCAGUAACUGCGAAGUAGGACUCCUCAUAGGAUAUGAUUGUUCUAGGGCUCUUCUUCCUAGAGAGAUAAUUGCCCCAGAUGGCGACGGUCCUUAUGCCCAGAGGACAGAUUUAGGUUGGGGUAUCGUAGGUAUAGUGGGUUCCGAUAAUGUGCACAGUUGUAACGAUGAAAUUGGAGUUAGUCAUCGUAUUGUUUCCUGUGAAGUUCCCCACAAUUUGGUUUCUGGUCCUACUCAUAUGCUAGUGUCUCUCCGAAACAGCGUUAAAGAACUUGUUAACCCACAUGAGGUUGCGAAAAUGAUGGAACUAGAUUUUAGUGAAUGUUCCAGUUCUUGUGAUAUUUCUAUGUCUCGAGAAGACCAAAAAUUUAUAUCUUUGUUGCAAGAAGGUAUUCACAUGACAGAUGGUCAUUAUGAAAUGCCGUUACCGUUCAAAGAUUUUGUUCCUGUUCUACCCGAUAAUAGAUCCUUAGCUUUUCAUCGUCUUGGUCAAUUGGGAAAAAGACUUGCCAAGGAUGACUUAUACCAAACCCAGUAUACUGCAUUUAUUGAAGACAUGAUCAAGAAGGGUUAUGCUGAGAGGGUCCCAAUGGAAGAUAUUGACCGUAAGGAUGGCCACGUGUGGUAUAUUCCACACCAUGGUGUGUUCCAUCCGCAGAAGCCUGACAAGAUCAGGGUGGUUUUUGACUGUAGUGCUCAGUUCAAGGAUAAAUCUCUUAAUGGUCUUUUACUCCAGGGUCCAGAUUUAAUAAGUAAUCUGAUCGGAGUUCUUUGUAGAUUUAGGAAGGAAGUUGUGGCCUUCACUUGCGACAUCCAACAAAUGUUCCACCAAUUCAGGGUAAAUCCAGAACAUCGGGAUUUCUUGAGGUUUUUGUGGUGGAAGGAUGGAGAUCUUAAUGGUGAUGUUGAAACAUAUCACAUGAAUGUCCACCUUUUUGGCGCGGUUUCGUCUCCUGGAUGUUCAAAUUUUGCUCUUAAACAGGUUGCUUCUGAUUACGAAGCUGAGUUUGGGUCUGAUUGUGCAAGUUUUAUCAGGAGAGACUUUUAUGUUGAUGACGGAUUAAAGUCCGUGCCCUCCGUGAACGAUGCUAUUAGUUUGAUAAAUCGGAGCAAAGAAAUGUGCAGUAAAGCUGGUUUACACUUGCACAAGUUUCAAUCCAGUUCAAAGGAUGUACUUAAUCACAUACCUGUUGAUGAUAGGUCUAGUUGCCUUAGAGAUGUCGAUUUGCUGCGAGAUGAUUUGCCUGUUGAGCGUACUCUUGGUAUACAAUGGUGUGUGGAAUCGGAUACCUUCCAGUUCCGUAUCACUCUAAAGGACAAUCCGUUUUCCCGUCGUGGUGUUUUGUCCACAUUGAGUUCUGUUUAUGAACCUCUUGGCUUUCUAGCUCCUGUGAUUUUGAUAGGCAAACAGCUUCUUCAGCAAAUGUGUAGAAAUAACACUGAUUGGGAUAGUCCUUUAUCUGAUGAUUUUAAGCCCCUGUGGGAGAGAUGGAGACAUGACAUCUUGCAGUUGCAUUCCUUGCAGGUGCCAAGAUUUCACAUCUUUGUCGCAAAUAGAGUACAGGAGAUUCGGAACCAUACAGAACCAAAUCAGUGGAAAUUCGUUAAAAGUGCUGACAAUCCAGCCGACAUUGCAUCUAGAGGUGCGUAUGCUCAAGAAUUGUUAGAAUCCUCUUGGUUCACUGGUCCAAAAUUCUUGUGGGAGCCUUCCAUACCUUCUGUUAAUGAUGAUACCGAGAUCAGAAACUUGUCUCCUGAUGAUCCAGAAGUUAAGAAAUCUAUUGUUCAUACUUCUUUAGCCAUAUGUGCUCAUUCCAGUAUUCUUGAACGAAUAGGAUAUUUUUCUGAUUGGACUCGUGCGAAGAAGGCAAUUGCGGUCUGCCUUAGGUUUAAGGAAAUGCUUGUCAAACGUUCUAUCAAGAGGUGUUCCAAUGUGUCAUGUAAGUUUGAUGUUGAGCUGCGUUUAAAAAAUUAUCAUCCAGUUCAGGUGAACAAGGUUCAAUCAGCCGAAAGAGAAAUCAUAAAGUUAGUGCAGAAAGAUGCUUUCAGCGAUAAGCACGAAUUAUUGUCAGCAGUUGUCAAGUCUCAGAACAAAAAUUCAAAUUUAAAGCAUUUUAAUGUUUUGCAAAAAGGUUCUCCGAUUUUCAAGUUAGACCCUUAUAUGGAUGGGGAAUGUAUCAUUAGAGUUGGCGGUCGUCUAGCUAAUUCGCAGUUUUCUCUUAGCGAGAAACAUCCCAUUAUCUUACCCAGGAAGGGACAUGUAUCUGAUCUGAUUCUUAGACAUUUCCAUGAGAGAGUAAAACACCAAGGUCGGGGAAUGACCAUAAAUGAAAUCAGAGCAAAUGGUUUCCAUGCAUUUAAACCGCUUACACAUUUUCUCCCCUAA
Molecule: messenger RNA, 2391 nt
Organism: Ruditapes philippinarum (Manila clam)
Lineage: Eukaryota; Metazoa; Mollusca; Bivalvia; Venerida; Veneridae
Exons: 2
Coding region: 1-2391 (796 amino acids)
Source: RefSeq, a predicted model, not a curated record